CACAAUAUAAUUUAAGAGGGACUAGUACAACAAGGUAAAUAAAUAAGUAGAAUAUACGUAGAGAUUUUGUAUGAUUGCCAAAUGCAAUCAAAUUAAAAAAAUCAAACGAUAUUACCCCAAAAAACUGUGAAAAAACUAAGGAAACACGCCGCUAAAUGUACCCGAUAAAGACGCAUGCUAACAUAUUCAUAUUUCUGUUGCUAAUUAACACCCAUAGGGUCAAACAAUAACAAAUGAAAUGCGUACGUUUAAAAAAAAAACAUAAAAUGAACAUUUAAAUAAAUACACAAAUGUAAUGUGAUAUUUGCUGCACUGGGUAUCACGAACCUGUCUCUCAGUGGAUUGUCGUCCUCAGUUCUAAAGACUCCAAUAUGACAAACAAGUUCAGACUCGGAGCAAAGAAAUUGAACUUCUAUACUACUACUAAAGGAAGAGACCGAUUUCAUUGAGCCGCAACUCCUCUGAAACCAUACAAAGUCUGAAAUAUUUGUGAUAUAACGUAUAAAUCUAGUGUUUUGUACUUCCUAAUUUGUCUUUGAAACAAUCUUUUUUUUCCACAGAAAACGCCAUUUUUUAAGAAAGUAUCCAAAUUCGGAGACUGUUAUCAAUCCGUGUCUUAUACACUUUUGCGCGUGCUCAGUCGACGUACUGCCCGCGAAAUCCAAGUAAAAGUAAGAAGAAAGGAUAGAAAAUAGGACAGUUAGGCCUAUAUGGAUCCUAUAUUGUAUUGCAAGUGCACCGUUUUGCUAAAUUAAACGACAUCCACCCUUUUGACUCAGGUGAAGAACUGUCCAAAAAUGAAAUGGGCGUUGAACGUGUCGAAGUGAUCCUCCCCCUUUUUUAUGUGUAAACACAGGUACCCGACGUCCGGACCCCUCCCGUAUCCCGUAUCCCGCAACCGUUGCCAUAAUAGCGCAUGUAAAUUUCCCGCGUCCCGCCCGACUUCGUUUCCCGUUUUCACGCUAAAUUAUUUGACUUUCACGUGUCACGCUUAAAAAAAAUCGGCCAAUCCCGUGUCACGCUUAGACCCCAAUGAGACCCACGUUAAAGACUGUAUGAUGACCACUAUAUAUUUUGUCCCUUGUCUUAAGUUUAAUAACUUGUUUUUAUGUAGAAAACAAGUUUAUUCACUUGAGAUGGCAAUGACGAGUUUAACAUAUCGUUUAUUUUGUCAUUUUCUGAUAAAUUAAUAAAAUUCAGGAUAUAGUUAAUUAUGUAUUUCCGCAAAAUUUGUAAGUUCUUCGUUAAUUCAACAAUUUAAUUAAAUAUAGAAUAAGAUGUGGUAUGAUUGCCAAUGAGAAAACUAUCCAACAGUCCAAAUGAGGCGGAUGUAUACAACAAUAGGUCAUCAUAGUUACGGCCUACGACAAUAAGCAAAACAUAAACCGUAUAGUCAGCUAUAAAAAAGCACCAAAAUCAAAAGUAUUGAGAACAAUGGGCCAAAAAUAAAAGAAAAAUAAUAAAAGAUUUUCGAAAAAUGUUGAGCCAAUAAAUGAAGAUUUGAUAAUAAUUAGUAAAAUUAAGAAAACAAUAGAAAAGAACAGACUAAGAAUUAAAGAAUAUUGAUAUUUAGUCUCAUAGAAUUUAUUUGAGUUUCAAAUUCUAUGAAUUUUGCUCUGAGACUACUGAAUGACAAAUAAUAACUGAUUUUUUUUACAUAUGUGAUAUAUGAUAUGUACAACAGUUACAAGAAUUUUCCGAAAAUCCGGAAUAAUUUGCAAAAUAGAAAGUAAAAAAAAAAAGAAAUACCAAGAAACUAAAGUUAGAACAGACGUUUGGAAGCUAAUUAAAAAACUGAAAUCAUUUGUACUAAUCAUGAAAACAUUAAAGAAAGGAUUCGAAGCCUUUGUGUGUGCACUUAUGAUUUUUUCUCUCUCUCAAUAGUAUCAAGUAAAAGUAAAGUAUUAACAAAAAUAUCAAACUAUAAGGUAAAAAAAAUAAAAAAGGGGAAAGUCCAUAAAACCCGACAAAAUCAAACGCUCGACUAUUUCAGCUAACGUAACGAAAAUAACUGUCAUAUUCUGACUUGGUACAUGCAUGAUUGAUUUCCCCAUCACACAUCAUUGGGUACGCUGGAACGGCGUUUUGCAUUUGCGCCGAUCUGCAUUUCAUUUGCGCCGAUUUGUUUUCUCAUUUGCGCCGAUUUUUUUUUUCAUUUGCGCCGAUUUUUUUACAGGUAAAUUACAGGUGAAUGUUAUUUUUCAUUUAUCAUUAUAGACCUCUUCCGUUCGCCAGUUGUACAAAUGUUAUGAAUUGUGAAUCAUAACAUGUAUAUAACUGUUGUCCUCUGCUCACCAAGGGGAGGUUGAAGUAGGAUUUUGAGCAGGAUAAGUCAAUUUAAAAGCACUACGUUCACAUACUUUAGAAUCAAGAAGUAAAAACCUAAGAUAAAAGCGCUCUGUUUUUACUCUGUUUAUACUAAAAUGACGAAUUAAAAAUCUAUUUACAACAUUAAAAUCCAUAACAACGGAAUACAUUAAAAUCAUAAAUCUGUUCUUGCCGAGUAUUUAUAGGCAACACAUCUAAUAUAUUCCUUUCUUGUGAUUUCGUCUCUAUAUUUGUCGUAAUUGUCAAUAACGAAGUCCAUCUUUUAUUUCUCUGGGUAACGUACUGAUGCGGGCAUUUCUAGAGUUCGCAUUUUAACAUACGUAACGGCUUGGAUUUUCUUAACUUAUACAUAAGUGAACAACGUUUAUAACCAGAUUGUACCAAUACAUAUUCAAGGUAUAGUACAUGUACAAAUAUUUACUCACCUGUGUUAAACUGUAAAUGCAAUUAGGAGCAAAUAUAAAAUCGGCGCAAAUGAAAAACUGAAAUCGGCGCAAAUGAAAGAAUGAAAAUUUAAAAAAUCGGCGCAAAUGUCAUACGCCCCGCUGGAAAUCUAAAAAUUUCGAAAACCAAAAUAUAAGACUUGAAAGAGCAUAAAACCAUUAUCAAAUUGUUCAAAAUUGAACAACCGAACCCAAUGAGGAUUUUCUUGAUUCUUGUCAUAGACAAAAAAAUUACAUAUGUCAGUGUGUGUGCAAGAAAUAUCGUCGAUCACGUCUCGCUUCUGUCAAUUUCAAUUAAGCACAAACAUAAGACACGUGUUUAAGUCAAGAAGUCGUAAUGAAGAAUAUGAAAAGAAGGGAACCGGUAAUUAUUACUCAAUACAUGUACUACGGAGCGAAUACUCGAGUAUUCCAGUACUCGUUAACAUCCAUAAUUUUCACGAAUGCGAAAAUCAUACAAGUGUCAAGGUAACUUUCAUACUGUUAUCUGAGACUGCAAUAAACAACUAAGUGUUAACAUUUAAAGGUACAUGUAGCUUCAGUCACAGCAAGCGAAGCGAACAGAGUGAGCUCUUAAAGCAAUUUGUAUUACAAUAUGUAGGUGAAAAUUAUUGACAACUCCACAGAGAAAACAGAUAUCAGUUUACUUUGAUGAACUUUAUUAGUUAUAACGUGCGAAAUUUCGUAUAACAUAUAUAUACAAACACUGAUUUUCUGGAAAUUAAGAUUACCGUUAAAUGUAUUUUUAAUAACUAUCUGUCGAAACCGAAAGAAAGAAUUGACCUUCAGUCUUUAAACCUUAUUUUAUUUCUGGCUUGGAUUUUCGUUGCGGGCAUAAAAAGGAAAACCCAAACACAGAAAUGUCAAAAUUAUAAUAUUAGCACCUUCACAGGUAAGCAAUCGAACAGGCAAAGAUAAAAACAAAUGGCAUUUGGUAUUAUUCCUUAAUUAUGCAGGGCGCCAACCAUUAACUUUAAAUUACAAAACAAACUAUUUUAUUCGCCGUCUUACAGGAAUAAGAACUAUUUUCAUCACAUUUUAUUAUAAAAUUUACAGCUGUUUAAAAUACAAGUUAACAACAAGAGCCACUCUAUAAAGAGUUAUGAGAGACUAAAAAAAAUUUCUUGAUUUAUAAUACAAAUACAAGUCAACUAUCAUGAGUAGCAUGUGUCUAAAGGCAAGUUAAACGUUACUAAUCUUCUAUAACUAUUUUAAGAUUCUUCUCGGAAUCAAUUACAUUACAAAGAAUAACUCCCGGAUGACACACCUGAAAUUCUAUACUUGAAUAUUAGUUCCUUGAAAUUAAAAAUUUAUUUAAAUAUUCAUAAUUCCCAUCUUGUUAAAGUUCCCACACUGGACCUUAAACUAUUGAAGUAGGUAUACAAAAAUUAUAAGAAAUUGUAAUUAUAAAAUAAAUAUUCAAUAUUUGAUAAUUAGCGAAAUCGUAAAUCUGACAGCAUUUCUAUUUUGUUAUAUCGAGCAAUUAAUUUAAUAAUCAUGUGCCGCUUAUGACUGAUUCUAUUUGUCUUCAAUCAACUACAUGUAGAAUGGGCCGUUUAUUAUGUAUUGAAAUUAUGUACGAAUUUACUGUGAGUAUAUUGCACAGGAUCGAGUUUGACAGAUACGGCUGUCUACCAGGCGCAAGGUUAAAUUUAGAGAAUGCUGAAAGACUGCUUUUAUUGCUUUUAACUUGAAAUUCUGUUAAUAUGUUCUGUCCUGAAUUGAUUUUUGUUGGGUUCCUUUCUCAUUAAUGUGUAUACAUAUACAUGUACUAUAUAUCUCCUUUUAUUCGUGUGCCAUUUUACUCUAUUCUUUAUUAUAUUUCCCAUUAUUUUCUUUGAUUCUUUUAAUCCUACAAGACCCUCAAUCGUAUUCUUAUAGCAGAAAUCUUUGUUUACAGAAAUCAAUGACCUGUGAAGAGUAUUAUUUUUAAAUUGAAUUGUAUGUUAAGAUUAUGAUUAACGUAAGUUAACUGCGUAAAUUUUAUUUCAUAACCUCCGACAACAUAUUCUAGUGUUUACUCCCCUUGGCCGUCGAUAGAUGGCAGCACCGUAGCCCUUUAAAAGCUUUGUUCCAAAGAUUUGGUUUCAUUCUCCAACUUGGCUCGCUCGCAGCAUCAUCAACUAUCGGACAACGCUUUGUAUUCACCGUAUUCUCGGUAACUUUUUAUAUAUCAGUGGAAUUUUUAUAUUUAUAUUAAUUCACUUAUUUAUUUGCAAAAUAAACUUUUGCUAAUGGCUGAUCGUGUUAGUAUACACGCAGCUGAAAGUCUUGCAGACUUAUCGGACGAUAGCGUCCAAGAUGGCGAUCCAAGUAGUCGAUCGGCCGCGUCCCCUACAAGUUCUAGUAAGAACAAGGGUAGAAAAAGAAGACGAGUUGUAAGUUCCUCAGACAGUUCGUCGGAAAGUUCGUCUGAUUCAAGUAGCAGUGAAUCAGACAGUGAAACUGAAAGUGAUACAGACUCGUCUUCGAGAACAAAGAGAAGUGUUUGUUCCGAAACUGUAUCCGCCGUCACUACAUAUGAACGUUUCAACCCGACUGCAAGUAGUUCAGCAGGUAAGGCGAUAUUGUCAAAAGAACGCUUGAAAUAUGCCAAAGCACAAUUUUCAACCUUCGUGAAAGACGAAAUUGUCGAAAAGAAUAUUCUGGAGCAUGCUCUGAUCCCCGACGAUCCACACUUUCAGUGUAAACAAAUAGACGAGUUUGUCUAUCCUAUAAUGGACAAAUUAAAUGCCGAUUUAGAUCGAGGCGCUGAAAAGGGCAUUCAAGGUGUCCAAAAACGUAUCUUUAGAAUAAUGGGCCCACUCUCGCAACUAUGGGAGAUGUCGGAUUCCAUUAGAGAACAUUCCAAAGAAAACCCAACAGUGGACAAUGUUGACAUAGCACACAUGUGUCAAUUAGUUGAAAAGACUGUAUGUUCUGUUGGUCAGGCAAGUCUAGCUGUAGAUCGGCAUAGACGAGUAAACACUUUACUGAAAAUAACCGAGGAUUACAAAAAAGCCAAAGAACUUUUGGACAAAAACGAGGAUGUAAUCUCUCAAAGUGGAAAUUGUCUAUUUGGGGAAGGCUUCAAAAAAGUCCUCAAAAAGUCGAGUAAGACCUGGGAAGAAGCCUCAAAAAUCGCCUUCAGUAUUAAAAAAGGAAGAAAAAAGAAGGGUGGUUUCAAGAAAAAGAGACGAGGGGGAUAUCACCACAUGAACUACAAUUAUGACCACGAAUCAAGCCAUGCAAGUCAUGGUACAAAACACAGACAUGCCAAUCCAAGGAGAGAAAGAGAAUCGCCCUUUCGAGAUGGGCCCUUAGCACGAGGGAGAGGAGCUGGGGGCAGAGGCAUGGCAAGAGGACAUGGUAGUGCAUACAGAGGUAGAGGAUAUAGAAGAUAAGAAAUUUCCGUUGGUGGAUUUCAUUAUACAAAAGAUCAAGAUCUGGUUGCUAUUUUAAAACAUAUUCCUGCCAUUGUUUGUUGUGCCAAAAGACACUGACUGUUACAUUUAUUUGUCAAUGUACACUGUUUUAUACCUGUUCAAAAUGUAAACUUAUUAGUUACAUGUAUAUAAAGUUUUGUACUUUCUUAUUAUAGUAUUUAUUUUAUUUUGCAUAGACAACUAUGGUUAUAUAGUUUAGAGUAAUUCAAAUUUUCUUCAGCUGGUGAUGCUUAAGCUCGCCAAGUUGGAGAAUGAAACCAAAUCUUUGGAACAAAGAUUUUAAAGGGCUACGGUUCUGCAAUCUAUCGACGGCCAAGGGGAAUAAACACUUUCAUAUCUUGUCUUCGGUUAUUCAUAAAAUUAGGAUUCCAUUACGCACACUUCGUGUGCUUAUGUAAUCUAAAAUUAUUAUUGUUUGUUGUUUAUUUACACGUAUAUAAACAAUUUGAAAUGCA
This is a messenger RNA of Mytilus californianus (California mussel), 6651 nucleotides long. RefSeq lists its product as uncharacterized. The record is from RefSeq and is a predicted model, not a curated record. Bases 5006 to 6154 code for a protein of 382 amino acids. The transcript is spliced from 2 exons. Lineage: Eukaryota; Metazoa; Mollusca; Bivalvia; Mytilida; Mytilidae.